GAUCACACACAUCUCUACAACCAACAGGUGAAAGAGGAAGAUCUCCACUGGGAGCAAAUGAUGGCGGGAGCUGAGAAGGCGAUCAUUUCAGGACUUCAGAAGAAGGAGACAGAAUCUGCUGUCAGGGUCAGGUCUGAUCGUGGUGCAGCUGGAAGAAGCAAAGAAAGCAUCGCUGUUAAUGUCAGCACAACAAAACCUGCACGUCUCACAGAAUUCCUCAAAAGUAAAAGCAAACGGAUCAAUUCUGAAUCUCCCUCAGUUUACAAACUGCCUCUGACAGAAGAAGAUAUCAAGGUCAAAGGAUGCAGAGGGUACACCUUUGGCAAAGAAAGCAUGAGGCAAAAUUGCACUAUCAUGCUUCUGGGCGCAACCGGGGCUGGAAAGUCCACUCUGAUCAAUGGACUCAUCAACUACAUCGUUGGUGUAGAGUGGGAGGACGAUUUCAGAUUCAAAUUAGUUGACGAGGAUCAGUCGAGAUCUCAAGCUGAGAGCCAGACCCCUGAAGUCACUGUGUACAAAAUCAACCACCAAGAGGGCUUUAAAAUCCCUUUCUCUCUGACCGUUGUUGAUACUCCAGGCUUUGGAGAUACAAGAGGAAUAGGAAGAGACAAGGAGAUCACAGAACAGAUCAGGAGGCUUUUCACUUCUGUGAAUGGAGUCAGUGAGAUUGAUGCUGUGUGUUUUGUCACCCAGGCCUCUCUUGCCCGACUAACAGCCACACAACGAUAUGUGUUUGACUCUGUGCUCUCCAUCUUUGGCAAAGACGUGGCAGAGAAUAUUCAGAUUCUGGUCACCUUUGCAGAUGGCAAGCAGCCACCUGUUCUUGAGGCAAUAAACAACUCUAGGGUUCCAUGUCCAAAAAAUGAGCUAGGGCUUCCAGUUCACUUCAGAUUCAACAACUCAGCGUUGUUUGCAGAUAACAGAAGCAGCAGUGAUCGGGCCUGUGAUGAGAAUUCUGAUGAGGAUGAUGAGGAUGAUGUUAAAUUUGACGAAAUGUUUUGGAACAUGGGCAUCAAAAGUAUGGAGAAGUUCUUCACUGCUUUGAUUAAACUGACAACCAAAAGAUUGCUCAUGACCCAAGAGGUUCUAAAAGACGUUGUGAUUGAAGUGGAUGUUAUUAAGCCAGUCAAAAAGAAAGGAGAGAGAGCUUCGUGGUGCCUGAACUGUUCCAUUAUUUAACACUACCCGUGUUGUGUAGAAAAGGCUGAGGCCAAAGUGGGUUACCAGGCACGUGUUCGGUCUUUGGAGGAGAUGAGGGUCAAAGCAACAAUCAUCUCAAAAUUAGCCAAACAGCCAAAUCUCUCACAAACAGAGGAGAAACGAUCCCAAGAAGAUCAGGGGAGGAAAGUAAAGAAAGGUCGCCUUAGAAGACUUCUAAAUUGUUUUGGAAUAGGGAAAACUGACUAGGUCUGCAGCCAUCUUAGCAUUACUGUGAGGUUGGCGUGGAUGUAAAAUGGGUUAAAAGUACAGUUGAGCCAUGGUAUGACCCAUUAGUACAUUACAAUUGAUGUGCACAUUUGGUGUUUUUAUGAUGCUAACAUUACCAAUGGUAAAGUAAAUGUUGCCCAGCUUGUGGCAUCAUUUAAUUGUAUUUAGUUUUUGCACCAAUAACUGCAUUAUGGAAAACUGCUUCUUAUCUGACACACACAGUCAUUGAUUGACCUCUGUCCGCUGGAGUAUUGGUGCCUAUAACGGUUACCACUCACUUUUGUUCUCUUAUUUUUAUUAAUCAAUUAUUAAUAUAUUUGUAUAAUACAUUUUGAUUAUAUGCCAUACAUUUAAGUUUCAAGACAAGGUUUUGGACUUUCACAGUUAUGUAACUUGUCUUGAAGAUGUUUGCGGUAACACAAAUGCUGUCUUGAUUCACAUGAUUAAAUUGAAGGUUUUAUUUGUCUUCAGUAGGUUAAAGCUUGUUCCUGUGAUGCUCAUCCUGAUCAAAGGACAGCACAGACGUUGCAGCUUCAUGUUUGCAGUUUGUGGAUAUUAAACUUGUUGAUCUUAAUGUGAUGCAUUUACUGUAUGUGUCUUCUUUUUUUGCUUAUUGUUGAACAUAUAAUACAAAAAGCCAGUAAAUAAUUAAAUUGAAAUUUGACCAAAAGUCUAACAACAGUCAACAGUGCUUGAUUAUUAAAUGUAAUAUGAUUGAGGUGUGAUAAUAAAAGAUGUUGUUGGAUAUGU
Molecule: messenger RNA, 2178 nt
Organism: Trematomus bernacchii (emerald rockcod)
Lineage: Eukaryota; Metazoa; Chordata; Actinopteri; Perciformes; Nototheniidae
Exons: 2
Coding region: 58-1179 (373 amino acids)
Molecular function (GO): GTP binding
Source: RefSeq, a predicted model, not a curated record